AACAGUUUUUAUUGCACCCCUGGCAAACACCUGCUUUGCGCAUCUCAACAUUUUUGCACAUUCGCGUUUAACUCGAGCGUCUGUAUAUUAAAUACAAUAUUAUUCUAAUUAAUAAAUAUGUGCGACGUUGCAACGGUGCAGAAAAUAGCCAAUUGCCUGGGCGUUUCACCCGGUAAAAUACAGCUAAAUGAGGAACAGGUCGUAACACGCACUGGCGCCCAAAACAAAACGGUCGCGGGCUUUGCUACCAUACUAGAAAGCAUGGCGCGUGAAUCCAAAUCGGAGACGGCACAAAAUAGUAUUGUAACCCAAGAAGUGCAGGCACAGGUUUAUCAAUGGAUUGAAUUUGCGGUUCUUUAUGUAGCACCCGGUUCGAAGGAUAAAUAUGUAUCAAAGCAAUUGCUAGCGGACUUUAACAAGCUAUUUAUCAGCAAAUCGUAUUUAGUGGGACACUUCAUAACACUCGCCGAUCUCGCUGUGUAUUAUGCUAUCGGUGAUCUUAUUAAAUCCCUGUCGCCUGUGGAUAAAGAGAACUAUUUAAAUCUAUCUAGAUGGUUUGAUCAUUUGCAGCAACGACCCGAAAUACAUCAAGGCGAGACUAUGCUUAAUUUUACAACCAUUUACCUGCACAACUGGGCGACAGGCACACACAUUUAAAUGGCCAAAAAGAAACCGAUUCCGUAUUUAUUUCUAAUGAAUACCAGAAUUAUUCAUACAUGCACAUUUGACGUGUGUGAGUGUGCAUGCAUGUAUGUGUUCGAAUGCCAUUGAGUGAAG
This is a messenger RNA of Drosophila hydei, 777 nucleotides long. It is a transcript of the gene AIMP3, whose product is annotated as eukaryotic translation elongation factor 1 epsilon-1. Gene Ontology annotation, biological process: positive regulation of DNA damage response, signal transduction by p53 class mediator. Gene Ontology annotation, cellular component: cytoplasm; aminoacyl-tRNA synthetase multienzyme complex; nucleus. The coding region runs from base 118 to 657 and encodes 179 amino acids. Lineage: Eukaryota; Metazoa; Arthropoda; Insecta; Diptera; Drosophilidae. The transcript has 3 exons. The record is from RefSeq and is a predicted model, not a curated record.